GUUAAACCCACACAGCAAAGCGCUCUUUCUCUCCGCUCACUCAAUUCUUUACGAAUCACCAAUUGGUUUUUGCUAUUUGUGGGUUUCAUCCAAAUGGCGGCUAAAUCCUCGGGAAUUGUAUCACGAACUAUAAGGUGUUGGUAAUUAAGUUGUUGCUGAUGAGUGACUCUGAUUGACAUGAAAUUUUCGGUGAAGAAAGACUAGAUUAAAACAACAAUAACCAGCUUAGAUGUUAGCAAAAGGAAGGAAGACUACUGGCAGGGGAGAAGCAGUGCCAGUGAACUAUGCUUUUGGUCCACACGAGGAUGACAUAAUCAUAAAGCACAGACUUCUGACCCGCACAACCACCACAAGGGGUGAACCCCCAUUGAAGAAACUUCAGAAGAAGUUCACCUCAUUUGUUCUUGAGAUUGAGAAGGAUGAAGAUAACUUUAAUGACAGUGCAAAACUUUCCAAAACUUUCUUACAGGAGUUGUCCACUUUUGAGAUUCCUCUUCUCAAAAGCAAAGCUGUUAUUGAUGCAAACAUAAGAGAAAAAGAGAACUUCAAUGAAUUGAAAGAAGAGAUAAAUAGGCAGAUAUCACAGGCGCAGGCUGACAUAGAAGAUCUGAAGAAGCAACUUGAAGAGAGUAAGAUUGAAAGACAGCACAAGGAGGAGUGCGAAGCAAUUAGGAAAUUGAUUGCUUUGCAGCAACCAAGAUCAGAGACACAGAAGAUAAUUACAGACCUGGAGAAAGAGAUUGCAGCAUUAGAGGCAGAGAAUACAGCAGGUUCCAGGUUGCUGGAGCUUCGCAAGAAACAGUUUGCUCUUUUAUUGCAAGUGGUGGAUGAGUUGCAGAAUACCAUAGUGGAAGAACAGAAGAACUUGAUAGAGGAGAUGAGAAUGGCUGAAGAGCAGAAGAGUGGGUUAGAGGACGCUUUUGGGGGCUCAGAAGCGAUGGCCAUUGACUAGUUUAUCAGUUGUAAGGAUUGUACUAGUACUGACUUAAACUGAAGACCUUGAUAAACACGGGGAUUAUUGGAUGAGAAUGAGGUAAUGCUCGAAUGGUCCAUUCUUCCUGAAUUGACAUUUCCCUUAGCUGGAACUAGAUUUAAGAAACUUUGCUGUAAACAGAAAUUGAAUAAUUAGCUUAAAGCUUCUUGAUGAGAUAAUUUUGGAGAUUUCUUCUGUCUACCAGUGGAAUUCUGACGAUAGAAGCAUUAGUACUUAGUAGUCACCUCUUCCUUAAGUAGAUAGUCAAUUCUGGAUAUGAUUAUGCAGGAAUCACUUGUUACGUCUCAAACCUGGUGUGAGCAUGUAAAUUGUAAAGGAAAAAUAGGUUGUUUUUAGUUGGAUU
Pistacia vera is the source of this 1337-nucleotide messenger RNA. Its product is annotated as THO complex subunit 7A-like. Gene Ontology annotation, cellular component: THO complex part of transcription export complex. Gene Ontology annotation, biological process: mRNA processing; mRNA export from nucleus. NCBI's taxonomy places the organism in Eukaryota, Viridiplantae, Streptophyta, Magnoliopsida, Sapindales, Anacardiaceae. The transcript has 5 exons. Bases 230 to 952 code for a protein of 240 amino acids. The record is from RefSeq and is a predicted model, not a curated record.